This is a messenger RNA of Kockovaella imperatae, 3622 nucleotides long. RefSeq lists its product as hypothetical. Bases 392 to 3223 code for a protein of 943 amino acids. Gene Ontology annotation, molecular function: metal ion binding. The transcript is spliced from 5 exons. The record is from RefSeq and is a predicted model, not a curated record. Lineage: Eukaryota; Fungi; Basidiomycota; Tremellomycetes; Tremellales; Cuniculitremaceae.
CCGAAAGGUAGAGACGCCACUAAGCCACCGUGGAAAAGUGACGUUGUUGCGGGGUGCAAGUCGUCUCGGUCCACCCUCAGUGUGAUGCCUUUGUCUCAUUCCUAGUUCCAUCCACCAAAGCACACGUCGAGCCAGUAUCUGUUGCUCGAGAAAGGCUUCUGGAAGGGAUCUUAUUCUGAUCGCAAGGCCUACAUGGUCAGCAGGAAGCGCAGGAACUACUCGUCUGGCAGCGGAAGGACUAUAAAUCGCUCGAGAUCUGCGUCACCCACGGUAUGACCAACGAUCCCGACCUACCUGUACAACACCUGGAGCAGAAGUAGACCCAGCAGCAGAGCUUUCCGAAGCAAAGGACAUUGAUAUAUUCCUCAUUCGAUAACAGCAUAGCGCCACCAUGUCAUCCUCAGAGAAGACUACAGGCUCACCCUCGGCGUCUCAGUCGUCCGUCCUCGGCACGUAUCCCCACUUGGCGCACUACAUCUUUCAGCUUCUCUCUUCAGCUACUCCUUCGCCUACAAGGGCGACUCUUCAUCCUCUCAGUAUAUCUAGCUCCGGAGAAUCAGAUGAAGAGGACACUGGAGCGAGCACAACAGCCGAUCAAGACGAACAACAAGACGAUCGCACAGCCGUCACCCAGAAAGAAAAGGUUGAGCUCACGACGCCAAAGAAGAAGAUCAGUAAUGGUGAUAUGGACACGCCAAAUAAUCUCGACAGAGAAGCACUUGUCAAGCGAGUUGUUGAUCUGCUUGACAACGAUGAAGAAGACCAAGUCAAGACGGUGCUUAAAGCAUACCUGGGGGAGCUUGGCAAGGAUGAGAUCCUGAUGGAUCAAGUCUGCUUAGACUGUAUGCAUAGACGCAGAGAUGACAAGGAAAACGUGCCUUAUAAUCCGUCUCUUACACCCGCUCGGAUGCGCGGGUCACCGGCCACUACAGCGGUACCUCUUCGACCUUAUACGCCAAGUCGAGUUCCUUCUUUUAGGGCGCUCACCCCCCUUGGUCGACCUCAGUCACCAUCGUCGGCGAGCUUCCUCCCGGGAUCAGGUGCGAACACGCCCACGAUUCCUCACACCGCAUCGAGCCUGUCGCGGCCUGCCGAAGCCGGCCUGUCACCAAGUACCUCUAGCAGUGCCUUGCCUUCUUCGUCCUCGGCAGGGUCGCCUGGUCUGUCCCCUCGGAUGCUCAAUGCCAAGGCUGCUUCCUUUAGUCCAUCGCCCAGAGUCGUUUCUGCCACAACUCUGUCAAAGACUGCCAUGCCGUCGCCCAGUGAUCCAUGGAAAGAUAUCCCGACCGAACCCGUCCGAUCCGCUUCGCCAUUCGGAGCCGUUGGGCCUCCCAUGAUGACGCGUAGCUCUUCCAACUUGGCAAUUGCUGCGCCAUUGUUCAGUGAUCAGUCUAGCCCGUUCCACUCGCCGCUCGGGACGCCGAACAGGGGCAACAUCAAGAUACCAGACGUCUUUGCUUCACCGGCACUGCUUCAGCGAACUUCCAGUCGUAACCUGAUUCCGGACGACGAUGACGACGACGAGUUCUCACCGUUCGGCUCGAGUCUCCCGAAGCUGCAUCACCACGACUCGCAGAAUCACGGUCUCAAUCACGGAGCUAAGCCUUUCGAGCCAUUUGGCAAUUUACAGACGCCAGCAGGCACGCCAGGUCUGUCGGAUAACGGGGCGCCUUUCGACUCGCCAUCCCUGGUGGACGCUGGAGACGGGUCCGAACCAUAUGAUGAUGCUGGAUCUGGUAUGACCCCACUGGACGUAUUGGCUUCAGUCUUUUCGUCGGUGCCUCGGUCAGAGCUCGAAGAUGCCCUUCAUCGCUCAGGUUAUGACUUUGAAAGUGCCAUGGCGAUGCUGGUAGCGGCACAUACGCUACCCCGAAGCGGGUCUUCGACACCGCAGCGUGUUGCUUCUCCUCGACCAUUGUUAGGAAUCGGUGGCCGUGGUGCCAUGCCGCUUAAUCAGCAUGCGCCUAGAGAAGGAUACUUCAAUCAAGGUGGUCGCAGCUAUUCUGGUAACAUGAGUCCCGGUCUCAGUGGAACUCGAAGCCCCGGAGUAGGUCCUACGAGAAUGUGUCGGUACUUCCUCGCAGGCGAAUGUCGGCGCUCAGAUUGCCGAUUUAGCCAUGAUCUGGACCGAGCACUAUGUCGAUUCUGGCUGCGAGGGCAUUGUGCCAAAGGUCCGAAUUGCGAGUUCCUCCACCAACUGCCCAACGGUUUGGACCCAAAUGCUCUGUCUAGCGCCAUGUCCCGCUUGGAAAUGAGCAACGACGGUCCAGAGCAAUUCUCUCCCAACUCCCAUCACCCUCCAGACGAGUUCCCAGAUCUCCACAAAGGUCGCGGUGGAGGUGGUACACGCGGUGGCCGCUUCGAUCCUACCCGGAACAGAUUUGCCAACGCCGUCAAACGCAACCCCGUUCCUUUACAUUCCCCUUCUCUACAGAUCACUGGCGCCAGACAUUCACCACUGCAUCAUCCUGCGUACUCCCCAUCUACGAUUUCGGAACCUCGCUUGGCCCCUGUAGCCGUCCCUCGACCCUCACAUCGCAUCAAAUUACGUCCUCCGACGCUACUUCCUACCCUGCGGACUGGAUCCUCGACGAACGAACAGUACCUGACUGCCCGAGCCACUGCGAUCCGCCUAGGUCAAGCUCGAAAUGCAUGUCUAGCCCGCGCAGCCGAUGCAUUCCGACGAGGGGACGGAGCGGCUGCCAAACGAUUCUCGCGUGAAGGCAAGACACUCAACGAGCGAAUGUUACAGGAAUCAGCUAGCGCUGCUGAAGCUCUUAUCCGUGAGAGGAUGAUAGAGGUGCAGAAAACAGUUCGAGAGCGCGAUCCGAUGUGGAGCGAUGAUCCGCUCGACAGAUUGGUAAGAGGUCGAGAAUGUGGUGGUGGACUAGGUGUCAUUCUCGGCGUCGCAUCAACCAAAGUGGCCGUUGGUCAACCGCUUUCUGCCGAAGAGAGGACUGAAUGUAUCGUCGACCUGCACACUUUGCAUGGAAAUGAAGGAGCUGAUCUAGCUGGCAAUUUCCUGGCCGAGCUCGAACGUGAAAAUUAUCAUGGCUUGGCGUACCUCGUGGUCGGCGAAGAAAAACAUGUUGCAAGCCAGGACCCCUUGCGUGGGGCUUCCAAGAUCCGCCUCGCCUCAUCGGUCAAACAAUUCUUAGCUGAAUGGAGUUAUCCAUGGAACGAGAGCGGAGGUGUUAUCUGUGUCGAUCCUUGCAGAUCAUGAUAUCCAUACUAUAUACCCAUUUUAGCACUCCCAAUCCCGCACACAUUACGAUCCUCACGAAUCAAGCUACUGCCACUUCUCCCAAGUUACAUGUCAUCACAACAUAUGUCUCAACGUCCCCCAAAGCCCCCUGUUUCCCCUUGAUCACAAAAUCCGUGUCGAUAUUGGACAUUUCCAGUCUUUCCUACCCCCCUCAAUAUACAAGCUUGUACCUUGGACAGCGGACGGAGGUCACCGAGGGAUGAACAGAGCUGGCCGGCAAUCUUCCGCUUGGCGACGCCCGGCCGCAUCGCUAGAUAGUAGAGAAGUCCGAAGAAAAGAAAAGAAGAAGAACGAAGUUUCGAAGAGUUGCAGGCGAGACACUUAAGCAGAGUAAAAAUUAUGCAAUGCUUCCUUUUA